Molecule: messenger RNA, 3303 nt
Organism: Carya illinoinensis
Lineage: Eukaryota; Viridiplantae; Streptophyta; Magnoliopsida; Fagales; Juglandaceae
Exons: 4
Coding region: 1-3303 (1100 amino acids)
Source: RefSeq, a predicted model, not a curated record
AUGGACAAAAGCUGGAUGACUUUGGGUGAUAGACUAUUAUCACCUGCUUACGCUGAUGGGGUACGCAAUUUCCUUACAAUGGCACAAAAUCAUGCCAUGGGAAGUGAUCGCAUUCGGUGUCCAUGCCGUAUAUGCUGUAAUAAUCUCUUCUUGCCUAUACUUGAGGUGGAGUCUCACUUAUUUAUAAAAGGGAUAGAUCCAAAUUACACGCACUGGAUAUUUCAUGGGGAGGAGGAAACACUCCCCACCAUUGACGAUGAUGUCGAUCCCGGGGUUGAACGUGGAGAUGUGUACAUUGAUGACAUAGAUGGUAUGCUAGAUGACAUACGGGCAGCCACAUUCCGAGAUGCUCCUCAAGACAACACUACAUCACCAACUCACUCAGCAAUACCUCAAUCCUCCCCAAACUCAACUUUUGACCAACUAUUAGAGGAUGCCCGACGGCCUCUUUUCGAGGGUUGCACAAAUUUCUCAAAGCUCUCUUUCGUAGUGAAGUUGUUACAUAUUAAAACACUUGGUGGGUGGUCAAUCAAGUCUUUUGAUAUGCUGCUAAGCCUUUUGCGGUCAGCUUUUCCUAAUGCUGAAUUGCCACAAUCAUAUGAGGAGGCAAGGACAUUGGAGCGUGGUUUGGGUUUCACGUACCACAAAAUACAUGCAUGCCCUAAUGACUGCAUCUUAUUCUGGAAGGAAAAUGCUAAUCUGUCUGAGUGUCCUAUCUGUAAGGCGUCGCGAUGGAAGCCAAAUACACACGGGUCACGAGUGAUCCCUCAAAAAGUGCUUCGUCAUUUUCCCUUGAAGCCAAGAUUGCAGCGUCUCUUUGUGUCAAGCAAGAUAGCGGGUGACAUGAGAUGGCAUAAGGAGCAGCGGGUCAUCGAUGAGAGUAGUAUGAGACAUCCUGCUGACUCUGAGUCUUGGAAGACAUUUGAUCAAGCUCAUAGUUGGUUUGCAAGGGAUGCUCGCAAUGUCAGGCUUGGUUUGGCAAGUGACGGGUUCAAUCCCUUCAACAAUCUAGCAAAACCUUAUAGUAUUUGGCCAGUGAUUCUUGUCCCAUAUAACUUACCACCAUGGUUAUGCAUGAAAGAUUCAUUCUUUAUGACAUCCCUCAUUAUCCCUGGCCCAAAAUCACCAGGGAAUGACAUUGAUGUUUAUUUGCAACCAUUAAUUGAUGAGUUACUUGAACUUUGGGCACAUGGGGUACCUACAUAUGAUGCAUCCACUAAAGAAAUGUUCAUGUUACAUGCUGCAUUGUUGUGGACAAUUAAUGACUUUCCCGCCUAUGGAAAUCUGUCUGGGUGGUCAACAAAAGGGAAAUUGGCAUGUCCAUCUUGCAAUGCCAGUACAGAUUCCAACUGGUUGAAGUAUGGUAGAAAACAUUGUUAUAUGGGACAUCGACGUCUCUUACUCAGCGAUCACAUCUGGCGAACGAGAAAAGGGUUGUUCAACGGUAAAGAAGAUCUUCGCAUGCCACCAGCAUUGGUUGAAGGAGCAGAUCUAAUAACUCAGUUACAAAUGCUUGGAGAUAUUCAAUUUGGAAAAUCUUGUAGGAAGAGAAAACGCACAACAGAAGAGUUGAACUGGACAAAGAAAAGCAUAUUCUUCAAACUACCUUAUUGGUCAACAAUGCGGCUUAGACAUAAUCUAGAUGUUAUGCAUAUUGAGAAGAAUAUUUCCGAGAACAUUUUGGGCACUUUAAUGAACAUCCCCGGCAAGACAAAAGAUAACACUAAUUCACGGCGUGACCUAGAGAUCCUGGGGUUUAGAAAGGAAUUACAUCUGAAACGUGAAGGUGAACGAACUAUUAUGCCACAUGCAUCAUACACAUUACAUGGAGAUGAAAGGAAUAAAUUCUGUGAGUGGCUUGCUGAGGUGAAAUUUCCUGAUGGGUUUGCUUCUAAUAUCACUGUGUAUCUGAGGGAUAUUGCAUUGGCUUUGACUGAACUUAGUAGUUUCUUUAAAGAGUUGUGCGCCCGAACAGUAGAUGUGAAUCGCCUAUCAAAGCUCCAGCUUGAUAUCGUCACCAUCCUAUGCAAACUGGAGAUGAUUUUCCCUCCAUCUUUUUUUGAUGUUAUGGUCCACCUAGCUGUCCAUUUACCCCGUGAGGCUAUUCUUGGCGGUCCAGUUCAAUAUCGGUGGAUGUACCCGUUUGAGAGGUAUCUCGGCAAGUUCAAGCGGUAUGUUAAGAACAAAGCACAUCCAGAAGGUUCAAUAGCGGAAGCCUGGGUUCACAUUGAGUGUUUGACAUUUUGCUCAAUGUAUCUCAAAGAUGUUGAGACGAAGUUUAAUCGACCAGACCGUAACAUUGAUGGUGUAGAAGAUGAGACUCUAGAUGGGUUCACAAUUUUCAACCAGAAACUUCGUCCCUUGGGUAUAGCUAAUAGUGUGCAAUUACACGAUAAACUCCAUACAGCAGCCAUUUGGGAACACUACGACAAAUGCAAGGUGUCAAACCCAAAUUCUAUUGAUCGCACGCAACAAACUGAGUUUCCAAAUUGGUUCAAGCAACGUGUGGUGGACCAGCGUAACAACAACCCACUUGAUGUGUCCCCAGAUUUGUAUGCGUUAGCUUGCGGUCCUGACCGUUGGGUCGCAACAUAUGCUGCCUGCAUUAUAAAUGGUAAACGAUUCCAUACGAAGAGCCGUGAACUUCGCCGGCGAAGCCAAAAUUCCGGAGUGUUGGUAACUGGUGAUCAAGAAACUGAUAAUGUAGAUUUUUAUGGUGUUAUAAAUGAUGUUGUAGAGUUACACUACAUGGGAGGUCGGAGAGUCAUCUUGUUCAGUUGUGAUUGGUUUGAUGUUGGUGAUAAAAGGCGAGGGGUACGGGUAGACGAUCAUUUAACUAGUGUCAAUAUGAAUAGGACUUGGUAUAAGGACGAACCAUAUGUGCUGGCAUGUCAGGCUUCCCAGUGUUUUUACAUUAGGGAUAUAAGGGCGAAAGGGAACUGGUUUGUUGUGCAGAAGUACAAUAAUAGGAAUGUGUAUGACAUACCACCAGUGCACAGGGUUUUAGACGGUAAUGAUAGCGAAUCAAGUGACGAUGAUGCCUAUCAAGAGAUUGAGUCAUUAUAUGAUUAUCCACUUUUGCAUUGUGAUGCAUGUCCUGUGUCAACUCCACUUAGUAGGACUGAUAUAGAACCUACCCAUAUUGAUGCACGAGACCACAUGGAGUCGGGUGGUGCACACAGAAAUUCACUAGAUUUUAUUGAUGAUAGCAUGGUUCCAUCUGGUUCUGGAGAUGCAUAUGGUGAUUGGGAGUAUUCAGAUGAUGAGGACAAGUCAACCGACUCUGAGUCCUCCUCAGAAUAG